CUGCUGCGCGCUCCCGCCCCGCCCGGUCGGUCAGUCAGUCACGGUGCGCGCGGCGCGAGAGCUGCGGGCGCUCACGGCGUCUCCGGGGAAGGAGCGCCGCGCCUUAGGAGGCGGCGGGGUGGCGGCGGGAGCAGCGCGAGCAGCGCGAGCGGCGGCUGGCCAGCCCGGGGCCGCUGGAGGAUCGAGCAGCUGCCGCGAUGGAGCAGCUAUCAGAUGAAGAAAUUGACCAUGGUGCUGAAGAAGACAGUGAUAAGGAAGAUCAGGACCUGGACAAAAUGUUUGGAGCCUGGCUAGGGGAGCUAGACAAACUCACUCAGAGCUUAGAUUCUGACAAGCCCAUGGAACCAGUAAAAAGAUCUCCUCUUCGUCAGGAAACAAAUAUGGCCAAUUUUUCUUAUCGCUUCUCCAUAUACAACUUGAAUGAAGCUCUGAAUCAGGGAGAAACUGUGGAUCUGGAUGCCCUGAUGGCCGAUCUUUGCUCAAUAGAGCAGGAGCUCAGCAGUAUUGGUGCAGGAAAUAGUAAGCGUCAAAUCACAGAAACAAAAGCUACUCAGAAAUUACCUGCUAGCCGACAUGCAUCAAAACAUGGCACUUUGAAAGGAUUGUCGUCCUCGUCUAACAGAGUAACUAAAGUGUCACAUGCCAACUACUCCCUGGAUGACAUCACUGCACAAUUAGAACAGGCUUCCUUGAGCAUGGAUGAGGCUGCUCAGCAAUCUGUACUAGAAGACACUAAGCCGUCAGUAACUAAUCAGCACAGAAGAACAGCAUCAGCAGGCACAGUGAGCGAUGCUGAAGUGCGCUCUAUUAGUAACUCCUCUCGUUCUAGCAUCACCUCUGCAACGUCCAGCAUGGACUCAUUGGAUAUUGAUAAAGUAACACGCCCUCAAGAACUGGAUUUGACACAUCAGGGGCAGCCAAUUACUGAGCAUGCUAUUUCUCUGAGAUGCCCCAGCAAGCAGGCCAAGCAUCAUACUGACUUCACAGAAGAACAGGCUGAGCUGACACCUCACUCCUAUCUGGACAGGGAAACCUCCCUUCUUCUGAGAAACAUUGCAGGAAAACCUUCUCAUUUGCUGACCAAGGAAGAACAGGCAGCAAAAUUGAAAGCUGAGAAGAUCAGAGUUGCCCUGGAGAAAAUUAAAGAGGCUCAAGUGAAAAAGUUGGUGAUCAGAGUUCACAUGUCUGACGAUAGUUCUAAAACAAUGAUGGUGGAUGAGAGGCAGACGGUGAGACAAGUGCUGGACAACCUAAUGGACAAAUCCCACUGCGGUUAUAGUUUAGACUGGUCACUCGUAGAAACCAUCUCUGAAUUACAAAUGGAGAGAAUCUUUGAAGACCAUGAAAACUUGGUUGAAAAUCUUCUUAAUUGGACAAGAGAUAGCCAAAACAAGCUUAUAUUUAUGGAACGUAUAGAAAAAUAUGCACUCUUCAAAAACCCACAGAAUUAUCUUCUGGGGAAAAAGGAAACCGCUGAGAUGGCAGAUAGAAAUAAAGAAGUGCUGUUGGAGGAAUGUUUUUGUGGAAGUUCUGUAACUGUACCAGAAAUUGAAGGAGUCCUGUGGCUGAAAGAUGAUGGUAAAAAGUCCUGGAAAAAGCGUUAUUUUCUCUUGCGAGCAUCUGGUAUCUACUAUGUCCCUAAAGGAAAAGCAAAGGUCUCUCGAGAACUGGUGUGCUUUCUCCAACUGGAUCAUGUCAAUGUUUAUUAUGGACAGGACUAUCGGAACAAAUACAAAGCACCCACAGAUUAUUGUCUGGUGCUAAAGCACCCACAGAUCCAGAAGAAAUCUCAGUAUAUCAAGUACCUUUGUUGUGAUGAUGUGAGGACCCUGCACCAGUGGGUUAAUGGUAUUCGCAUUGCAAAGUAUGGGAAACAGCUCUACAUGAACUAUCAAGAAGCCCUGAAGAGGACAGAGUCGGCUUAUGAUUGGACUUCCUUAUCCAGCUCCAGCAUUAAAUCAGGAUCCAGUUCUUCGAGCAUCCCAGAGUCUCAGUCAAACCAUUCGAACCAGUCUGACAGUGGAGUGUCUGACACUCAGCCAGCAGGACAUGUCCGCUCCCAGAGCAUUGUGAGCUCCAUCUUCUCUGAAGCCUGGAAACGGGGCACUCAGUUAGAAGAGUCCAGCAAGGCCAGAAUGGAGUCUCUGAAUCGACCCUACACUUCACUUAUGCCCCCUUUAUCCCCACAGCCCAAGCUGAUCACCCCCUACACCGCCUCACAGCCUUCCCCACCUCUGCCGCCCCCGCCCCCACCCCCACCCCCACCCCCGCCCCCUCCCCCCCCACCUCCCCCUCCCCUGCCCAGCCAGUCUGCACCUUCUGCAGGCUCAGCAGCCACGAUGUUUGUCAAGUACAGCACAAUAACCAGGCUGCAGAACGCUUCUCAGCACUCAGGAGCCCUAUUCAAGCCUCCACCACCCUCAGUGAUACAGUCUCUGGCUUCCACCCCACAGUCAGGAAAACCUCAGAUCCUGGUGCCCCCCAAUGGAGUGGUUCCCCCACCCCCUCCUCCGCCCCCACCCCCCACCCCGGGCUCAGCUAUGGCCCAGCUAAAACCGGUGCCCUGCACCCCAUGCCUCCCACAGUUCAGCCCUCCCCCUCCCCCUCCCCCGCUGAAGAUUCAUCACGUGCAGCAUGCCACUCAAGUGGCUCCUCCCACACCACCACCUGCCCCUCCUGCCCCUGCACCCCUCCCUCCCCAGGCACCUCCCAAACCCCUUGUGACUGUGCCCCCACCGACUGGCACCAAGACCGUGCCACCUGUCAUGACACAAGCUGUGCCACCUACACCUGCUCCUCCAGCUCCCCCUGCAAAAAAGCAGCCAGCUUUUCCUGUUUCCCACAUUCCACCCUCUCCCCCUGCUCCUCCUGGCCCUAUUCCGCCACCCACGUUACCCAAGCAGCAGAGCUUCUGUGUAAAACCACCUCCCUCCCCACUAUCUCCGGUGCCCUCGGUGCCCUCGGUAGUGAAGCAGAUAGCCAGCCAGUUUCCACCCCCCCCAACCCCUCCUCACGUGGAGUCACAGCCCUUAAAGCCCCCCACAGCAAAUGUGGCCCCUCAGUCCCCUCCUGCUGUAAAAGCAAAACCUAAGUGGCAGCCCAGCUCCAUCCCUGUCCCUUCUCCGGAUUUCCCUCCUCCUCCACCUGAGAGCAGCCUGGUGUUUCCUCCACCACCACCACCACCACCACCACCACCACCACCACCACCGGGCCCGCCACCACUGCCAGCCACACCCACAGCUUCUCCAGCCUCCGCCUCCGACAAAAGUGGAUCUCCUGGCAAAAAGACCAGUAAGACGUCCAGCCCCGGGGCAAAGAAACCUCCCCCAACCCCACAGCGAAACUCCAGCAUUAAGUCCAGCGGUAGCGCAGAGCACCCUGAGCCCAAAAGACCCUCCGUAGACAGUCUAGUGAGCAAGUUCGCAUCGCCAGCAGAACCGUCAGGGUCUCCCAGCAAAGAGAGCCCCCCUCCGGCAGCACCCCCCAAACCUGGAAAACUGAAUCUUUCUGGAGUUAACCUUCCCGGAGUUCUCCAACAAGGAUGUGUAUCAGCAAAAGCAUCCGUUCUGAGUGGACGUGGAAAAGACUCCGUGGUAGAAUUUCCUUCUCCUCCAUCUGAUUCUGACUUUCCACCUCCUCCACCUGAAAUAGAGCUUCCUCUGCCCCCCAUAGAGAUUCCGGCAGUAUUCUCGGGAAACACCUCUCCAAAAGUGGCAGUUGUCAAUCCUCAACCCCAGCCAUGGUCCAAAACAUCCGUGAAGAAGGCCCCUCCCCCCACACGACCCAAACGGAAUGACAGCACCCGCCUCACUCAAGCAGAGAUCUCUGAGCAGCCAACAAUGGCCACAGUUGUGCCACAAGUGCCCACCUCUCCCAAAUCCAGCCUUAGUGUCCAGCCUGGAUUCCUAGCUGACCUCAACAGGACACUGCAACGGAAGUCCAUCACCCGGCAUGGCUCACUCUCCUCCUCCCGCAUGUCCAGAGCAGAACCCACAGCCACCAUGGAUGAUAUGGCAUUGCCCCCGCCCCCCCCUGAACUGCUUUCUGAUCAACAAAAAGCUGGUUACGGGGGGAGUCAUAUAUCGGGCUAUGCAACGUUGCGGAGAGGACCCCCUCCCGCUCCCCCCAAGAGAGACCAGAAUACCAAGCUCUCAAGAGACUGGUAGUAGCUACCAUAGGACUUUAUUUUCAUGGUGUCUGUAAUCAGUUCUACAAUCAGCUCACCUGAUCACCUAUGAAUUCUGGUGUUCAGAGCCUCCUAGUAUGAUGUUGUUAUUCAGGUAGUAUCCAGCUCUAUGUGUGUGUACAUUUGCGUGGACACACAUAGCUAUACACAUAUAGUGUGUGUAUGUAUAUGUAUAUAUAUGUAUACAUAUAUGUAUGUGUAUAUGUAUAUAUAUAGCUGAGAGUGAAUCUAUUUAUUCCUUUUCUCUCCUAAUCUGAAAAUGGGUUUGUGUAUCUUGGGUGGAAGAGGCCUGGAAGGGGAUUGUGUCCUGUCCCUUAUGAUUUCUAUUAUCUAUCAUGUGGAUUGGACCAAAAACUUAUAAUGACUUAUUUAGAAGGCAUUUUAUAAGUGUCCAUGCACAGCCUGUCUGUGCACGUUGUGUAUUAUAUCUUAAGGAAUAGAUGUAUUAUGUGCUGGUGUCUCAAUUUGAGAAGACAACAGAAUGUUUGGUGUACCAAUGGGGCUUUUGUGUUUGUUUUUUCCCCAUUUGGCUGAAGUUCGAACUGCUUGACUGACACUUCAUGACUGUACAUGAAGGGGCACUUUAAAUCAGGAAACUCUGUCAGCAUCACGGAUGGAGAAAUAGUGCAGUAUGGGGAAGUUUUCACAGACACCAUAUCUGUUCGUGCUCGUGCAUAGGCAGUAAAUAUAUGAUGUAACCAAACCAUUCUAGUUGCAGUAUUGCUGCCAUGAUCCCACCCGUAUCUAGGAUGUGUUCUGUCACAGGUAAGCUCUUCACCUACAAUACAUGGAUAAUUUAGUACUAUAAUCCCGGGUAGUUCUUUUUGUACCGUUGGAAUCUUUUUCAUAAGCUUUGCGAAGCCUCAUCAAGCUUGGCUUCAUGAUCCUUGCUUUGAUUUGUUGUGAGAGAAUGUCUGACACAGUACCCCUGGAAUGCUCCGUCCCACCAGUUGUAGUGUGUGCUUUAGGUAGACGUUGAUAGUAGGUAUCUGUAGACAAUUGCUAUAUCAAGUAUACACAUCCCAUGUCCGAAAUAGUGCAUCAUUACAAAAAACAAAGUUACCUUCUGAAAUGCGUAUUUUUUGUGUGUUGCUCUAGGAUGGGUGAUUAGGAAAGAACAAAACUGGCCCCUGUGCAGGUAUCAUUAAUCAGGUUGUACUUCGUUUAAGCAUGGGACUGUCCUACAGGGAGGGAAAAAUAUAAAUGAGCUUUUUGACAAUUUCAUCCUCAGCUACUGGAGUGCACUAGGAUUCUUGCUUGCCAUAGCUUGGUUGUGGAGAUUUGUCCAGGUUAACCAGGUGUUCUGAUGGAGUAGUGUAGUCCAAAGUGACAAUACAUGAUAUGCAUGUGCAAUUUGGUAUAACACAGAAUUGUCACUCUCAUCACACCCUACAAUCCUGUAUGUUUCACAUUAUACUUAGGCAAAUUUUUUUUUUGGUCCUGUGAAUUUUCCUUGGUAUGUGAACUAUGUACUGUCUCAUCAGUUUAUGAUGAUAAAGUGACCAUUACAAAUAAAAUGCAACCUCAGAGCUGCUCUUACACAAUAAAAACUAGCCAUCCCAGCAGUGAUAAAUGAGCACAUCUUGUAAAUGAAAGUCUCUACCUGUUGUGAAUACGGAUUACCAGUGCAAAAUAAGGAUUGUCCCAUAAGGAAAAAGUGAUGCCAUAGCAGUGGGGCAGAGAUAGUAAAUAAUUCAAAAAUAAGCAAAAGUUGUACUGUAUACACAAGAUAUUCCUAUAAAGCCACCUCCAGAAAAGUAUGGCACCAUAGAGGAUGUGAAGUGGCACCUCACCAUUGCCAUGGCCCCAGGGUAUCGGUCUGCAUAUUCAUGUGCUUACUGAGCAAUGUGUACCUUUGUGCAUUUUUUAAAGCCCUGCUUCUUUAAAAGGUACUUUGGACUUUUUCAUUUGUUCUCAAAGUUCUGUGUGCUUGAUAUCCUUAGGCUUUUAAAGCGACUUUUAACACAUCUGCGUUAAUUAAUUUAACAUGCACAGCAGUUUGGGUAAUGGUUGAAUACAGAUUGCCACGCUCCACUGUAACUCACGAGAGAAGGAAUUUCCCAUUGUGUUCUGCCUGCAGCUUUAUAUUCUAAGGAUCACCCUUAUUUGUGGGGUAAAGUUAUUAAUAUGAAUCCAGUGGCAUAUUCAUCACUAGGGUUUUUGUUGUGAUGGUGACCUUUAUAUAUAUGUAUACGUAUACGUAUAUGUGUAGAUAGGUGGACUUCAGCUUUGCUUGGGGGGGAGGGGGACAAUAAUGUGCCCUCAGUCUUCCUUCACCCAUGAUUUGAGCCCUAAGGUACAGCCGCUGUUUAGUCAUUGUAGGAUUCCUUAGGCCUUCUUGCCUGAUAGUCAUCUUGAACUGAAGCUUCCAGCAUAUCACUUUCCUGAAAGAGCAGCCAUCCUUUAGGAUGCUCAUGGCACGGAGAAGAGAGCAGGGCCAGAGGAGGAACUCUGUCAUUCUUUCCCCAAUCCAAUGGCUAGUCUACAAUAGGCUGUUUUCUUUUACCUAUCUCCAAAGACAGAGAAGGCUAUUAAUCAACUUUCCCAUUUGUUUUUUGUGAAAUGCUGAAUAAAAAAAAAAAAAAAAAAAGAUUGUACUUCUAGUGUUUUACUCCCUAGUGGAGUGUUUUUAAAUUUGGAUUUUUGUUGGGAUGUAGUUCUGUGGGCUUUUUUGUUUUGGUUUGGUUUUUUGACACUACUCCAUUCUCGUAACUUUUCUCUGGUGUGUUCGUGGAGAACACCUGCUGCCAAAGGACACUAAUACUGUGCCUUCUUCCACUGCCUUCUGCUCAGCAGCUCUUCCAACCCCACAUAGCUGCAUCUGGUCAGAGAAGAAAAUCUGGACAGCUGAGACUUGGCUGUGCUGAAAAAUGAACAGCAUGGAUGAGCUCAUCGUGCUGCUGAGGGCAGUGCAAACAGGUGCCUAUUUCAGCCAGUGACUCAGUUAAUUAGUGACCCCCUUAACUUCUACCACAGAUAAUUUCAGAAUUAGACCACCCUGGGCUUAAAGUUUUGGCACCAACUUGGAAAGGCGGCAGAGCCUAUUCUGUUGAUAAAACAACUUACACUAGGUUCUAGGUAAUAAUACAAAUGCUAGACUAUUCUGUAUUGCAGUUUUAUUCAGCUGGGCUUUUACUACUCAAAUACAUUAUUUCUUUAGCUGCUGUAAUUUUUUCUUAAGUAUUCUUAAGGUUUUCAUAGGUACUCAUUUAACUGUAAAUUUGUUUUUAAUUUUGGGGACUUUUUAAGAUGAGAAAGAUGACGUUUCAAAAUUACAGGAAAAUGAUUUUCAUGAGAAAAUUUCAAAGUAAUGUAGAUGUGAUGGUGUUUUACAGUCCUCUAAAAUCAAGGUGCUCCCGCCCACCAAUGGCAUACUCUGCUAAGGGCUGUGAACUUUCCUGGAAGUCCUCUCUCUGUGUAAGUUUACUUGCCACUAAAAACAAUGCCGAGUUUAUCAACAAAGUUUAAACAAAAUUGGGAGGUUGUGAAUAAGUAAUUCCAGUGGAGUGACAACUCUGAGAUCAAAAUUUAAUAGGAGCUGUGCAUCCAGUUAGAGUUUGAGAAGUGGCUGUUCUGGGGGAAUACAGCUGCUUAUCACCUUGUGUCAAGGAUGUAAGGUUAUAAAAUAGCCUGGAAAAAAAGUGUCAGGUAAUGGUAUGGAUUGGUUGUAUUUGACUAUCAAGCCACCAACAGAACCCUUUGUCACCUUUUUUCCCUAGUUUCAUGUUAACAAGCUUUUUCAUAUACCUUCAGAGCUAAUAAAUUAUAACUGAUAGAAUGUCUCACAUUUUAUUCAAGUUUAGACCAAUUAAACCUCUAUGGCCCUGUUUGAUUACAGGGGUAAUUACUUGCUUUAAGUAAAGUAGGUAUAAUAAUUUGGACUUACACACUUGAUGAUGUCUAGUCCUAAAACUCCCUUUCAGGUUGCAAGUAUCUUUUGGCACUUCGAGUCUUGUUUCAUUGACAUCACUUAUUUAUAUAAAGUGGGUUAUCCCGAACCCUGUAGGAAUAUGUGAUCACUCACAAGUUGAGAUUUGAUGUACAGAGAAAUGCAAUACAAUAUCCCACAAUUUUUUAAGAUUUAUUUUCCUUUAAACAUUCAGUAGAAGAACAUCUCUAUACCUUUACCAGGCUGUCUCUCCAACUAAACAAGUGCUCUGUUCUUAUUGUGCCCUCAGAAGGUCUGUGUGUAAAAGAAACCUGAAAUAUAGCUGUAGAGUAAAUUUGCUAAAUAAAAAGAAUAUACUUGACAAACACAUAAGGGAAAACAUCUCCAAUUCAUCUGCUCUUUGUUUGUUGAAGAGAAGACACUAUCUGCUAUAAUCCCCAGUGCCUUGAACUCUUUUGGAGGAAUAGCAUUUAAAAAAAAAAAAUCCAACAAGCAAACUUUGAGGUGCUAAUGAAAGAGAAGGAAGAUGAGUAUUUGUAGUUUGUGCAGAAAUAGAAAAAAUGUCUGUCUCACAAGAGAUGGCUUCAUCUAGCUGAAGAGUGGCCACUUUCUACCAAAGACAUUUAGAGAAGUAAGUCAAGUCAGGGUGAUGGCAAGUACUGCGUAUUAAAAGGUAGCUAAGUUCAGAAGUGACCACAUUGAUCACGGAUGGCUAUUAAUACCAAGCUCAUCAUUGUUGAAGCCUCAACCUCUUCUUAGGCAGAACAUGCUUGCAGCACUUAAAGUCUUUGCAUUUUGGGAACUGUCCAUUGUUAGAUUUAUUGUAACCUAUACCAAAAACUGCCACUUUUCAUGAUUCCUACUUCCUAUAUAUUUUUUCUCUACUUGUAAAUAAUCCCUCCUCGAAAAUAAGCAUUAACUGGAAUGUUUCAAAUGAUUUUGCUUAAUUUUAUCAUUAGCCACUAGUGAACUCCUUUUAUAGAAAUGUACAAUUACGGUAUCAUUAGCUUGUGCUAAAUAUUGUAAAAAUCAUUGUUUACUGUUUCAAAGGAAAAUUGCACAUUAUAUUUAACUGGGAUUGCUCGUUUUCCCAUUUCUUUAAAAAAUGGAGUCAAGGCUUACACUGACAUCCAGGCUGUGGGAGCUUUGUUAUAAAUAAAUAGAUACAGUGUAGGAAUAUAGUUUUUUAAAGCAUGAAAAAGGCGGCAAAAAGAACUGCAUUAUAAAGUACCUGAUAAGAGGACAUUUUUCAAACCAUUAUGAUUAUGCACAGCUCGGUAAAGGUGAAGUUACAGUUUUUCUUUCAGCUUUGUUGCUAUUUUCUUCUGCUUAAAUGUACGCUCUCAUUUCAUUAUGUGCCUUGCUCCCUGAUUGUGCAAACCUAUAUAUAGAUAUAUAUAGAGAUAUAUAUAUAUAUAUAUAUGAGAGAGAUAUAUUCAGUACUACUGACGAUGUUUUUUUUUGUUCUGCUGGAUUAAGUUAUUUUCCAAAUUACUCCUACCAGUUACUGUCGGUGAAAUAUUGUAAUGGCUUAGGACAGUAGUCAUACAGUCAGUGUAAAUUUGUUUUCAGUUAUGUGUUUUCAUUAUGUCAGCUUACCCAAUUCUUAAUAAAAAGAAUACAUAGAUUUCAUUUAAA
Molecule: messenger RNA, 9713 nt
Organism: Prionailurus viverrinus (fishing cat)
Lineage: Eukaryota; Metazoa; Chordata; Mammalia; Carnivora; Felidae
Gene: RAPH1
Product: Ras association (RalGDS/AF-6) and pleckstrin homology domains 1
Exons: 16
Coding region: 198-4166 (1322 amino acids)
Biological process (GO): signal transduction
Cellular component (GO): plasma membrane; cytosol
Source: RefSeq, a predicted model, not a curated record